Molecule: messenger RNA, 972 nt
Organism: Meloidogyne enterolobii
Lineage: Eukaryota; Metazoa; Nematoda; Chromadorea; Rhabditida; Meloidogynidae
Source: the annotation of a GenBank genome assembly
UUAUUUUUUAGAAUGCUUGAUUGUUAUACCUAUCCAGUUUUGUUUGCCUUACAUUGCCCAUCUUCCAAUACAAUUUCUAACAAAAAAUUGAAAUUGUUCAAGGAACCGGGGGGAGACUAUAAAUUGACAUUAAAAAUUACUGAGGAAUAUUUGGCUUUUAUUAAAUCAGGAGUGAACAGCAACAACAAUAAUUGCCGUUUGCCUGUUCUUGGAUUACUCGUUGACCCUUUUAAUUGUUCAAAAAACUUGUUGAAUAAACUGGGGCACCUUGUUACAAUAGAAAUACGCCCUCAAUGGCAUAUGGAAAAAGGAGUGGUCAUCUGGACGGCUUUGAAUAGUUGUGAAGAUUCUAAAGUGCCGGUAUUGGAAACGAAAAAAUGUUUUAGAGAUACUGCGUCAGUUGAUAAGUUUGUCGUAUAUUUAGAUUGCAAAUUUAAAUUUAAAAAAUUUUUGUACUCCCCACUACAGAGAGUAUUCUUAUUUUCAUAUUAUAGUUCGUCAAAAAUUGAUGGGGGAGGGAGCAACAAUUGUCGAUCCCGAGCCGCAUUGUUGUCUUUAGAGAUGGGAAGACGUAAACAACUGCCUGUUGGUGAUCCAAGAAAUUACUGGUGUCAGCAUUGCGGGGGCGCUGAUCAUCUGGUCAAAAAUUGUCCCUCGUCAUUAAGAUGCUUUAAAUGCCAUGGCCUUGGGCAUAUGGCGGUAAAUUGUGCAAAACGGCACCCCGACUCUUUUUUGCCUGGACCUCCACGGUGUUGGAACUGUGGGAAGAUUGGGCACAAUGACAAUGAGUGCAAAGAACAACAGUGGGGACGACGCUGAGAUGGAGAACAAAUUUUAUGUCAUUUAACCGUGCAUUGUUUUUGUGGGGACGUAUGAUUAUUUUUUAGUUAAAUAUUUGUUGUGGAUGAGUAAAUUUUUGUGUUUGAGCUUGUUCGUGUUCGAAAUAACCGCGUAUAUUUUUUUAAUUUCCUC